AUGUCGCAGGACUGGAUUGUACCUUUAGCUAAUCCUACCAUCAAUAUCAUGUGGUCCAAGUCCUCUCUUCAUUUGGCUCGUCCUGACUUGUUGCUUAUUGAAGAAGACCUCUCUAAGACACAACCAUGUUUUCGUUUACCUAGAAUUAGAAGGGCUUCAAUUGCUGCAAAAAUGGCUUCUUCAAAAUCAGGUAAAGUACCAAAGGGAUAUCUUGUAGUCUAUGUUGGAGAGGAAAUGAAGAGGUUUGCGAUCCCAAUAUCAUAUUUGAAUCAACCUUCAUUUCAAGAGUUGUUAAGCCAAGCUGAGGAAGAGUAUGGAUAUGAUCAUCCAAUGGGUGCUCUCACUAUUCCUUGCAAUGAAUAUGUCUUUCUCAAUCACAAGAAAAUGGGUUUUCGUUUACCUGGGAUUAGAAGGGCUUCAAUCACUACAAAAAUGGUUUCUUCAAAAUCAGGUGAAGUACCAAAGGGAUAUCUUGCUGUAUACGUUGGAGAGGAAAUAAAGAGGUUUGUGAUCCCUAUUUCAUAUUUGAAUCAGCCUUCAUUUCAAGAGUUAUUAAGCCAAGUUGAAGAAGAGUAUGGAUAUGAUCAUCCAAUGGGUGCGCUUACUAUUCCUUGCAGAGAAGAUGUCUUUUUUAGCGUUACAUCUUCUUUCAAUAGGUGCUAG
Messenger RNA from Prosopis cineraria, 663 nucleotides. RefSeq lists its product as uncharacterized. Lineage: Eukaryota; Viridiplantae; Streptophyta; Magnoliopsida; Fabales; Fabaceae. The transcript has 3 exons. Bases 1 to 663 code for a protein of 220 amino acids. The record is from RefSeq and is a predicted model, not a curated record. Gene Ontology annotation, biological process: response to auxin.